AUUCCGAUUGUAAUGACGGGCCCAGUACGUGUGUGUAGCUAGGUAGUGGACGCUCUCGCUACGCUUACCUGGUGAUAAAUUAAUUUGAGGUAAGGUCGUGUAGUGGGUCUAUGGGACCGGCCAUCAGGUAAUACUUGGAUUUGGCGCCGUAUUUAUUUAAGCAUCAUGCAUCGGUUUUCAAGUUGAAAAUCAUUAAAGUUUGUCGUUCUUUUAAAUAUUUGGUUUAAAUAUGUUUUCAUACUGGGCAGCCCAAAUAUUUGUUUAUUGGUUUUAAAUCUAGUUGAGGUAGAGUUCCUGUAGAGCAGCGAGGACGAAAGCUCACCCCUACAACAGUAUGGAUGCAGGUACUGUGCACUGGUGACGGGACAAUGGCGGACGGAGCUGGGUGUGCGGAACAAGUUUGGUAAACCGCCUUCUGGGCUUUAUUCUGCUUUCUAUUUCUCGAACUUUGUGUCCCGGAAUUAGUGGGUCAAACGUGGUUAAAUUCCUAGUCCUUAAAUCUUGUGCCUCCUGAGUGAGCAUUCAUUUCAAGUCUGGACGAACAAAAUGAUUUUUGGGCAACUCAAAGAUUUUCACCUCAAAAAUAUUUGUAGCUUUCGCUGUGUUUUACGAAAAGUUUUCAAACAAAAUGCCUAGCGGUUCUCUAGAAUGUAAAUCGAGCGUUCGGUUUAUGUUUUAGAGGCUCGCGGCACUGUGACGUGCUUAAGCUGGUGAGGUGCAGCUUGGGGCGUUACACCCGAGGUCGCCUCACCUUGUCCGGCCGCUUCGUCGCCUCAGCCCGUCCAAACGCUGCCCCCAGGUGGAGAUCGAAGCAACCCCAGGCGGGUAUGCUUGCUGUUGCUGCUUCAGUUUCUGCUGCUGCUGCCCCCGAGGUCGCCUGACCUCUUCUCUCUCCUCCUCCUGUCACCCACGUUUGGGUGUGGGUCGAGCUGGCACAAGCCUUGGCUGGGCAAGGAAAAAGUCAUGAACUUGACUUAUUUCUUGGCUGUAGUCAAGAAAGGGUGAGUUUUGCCCAGUCAAAAAACCAACGGUGGAAGGAGCAAAAUCCAUCUCAAGGUCAUGUAGUCAGGUUUUUCUUGACUAUGACCUCCGGUGGACUUGCUCUUAGCUGAUGGAGUCAGCAGUCGGAGCCUAUAUAUGAGUGGCGAAGCCAGUGUGUGUUAGUUUCCAUUUCUCCUUGCUUUCGUUGUAAAAGUUACUAAAUUGCAGUGAUACCAAAAAAAAAAAAAAAAAGUGUGAUCCAAAUCUCAGAUCGCCCUCUAGGGUUUUACAUUCGAUUGAAAUAUCCGAGAUCUAAAUCUCGCAACUCAGAGCGAUUGGAAGUGAAAUCAGUGAUGUUAAUUUAGAGCGAGCGUUUUAUAAUGAUAGUUCAGAGAGGAAUUCCGAUCUUCCCAAUUGGUGGGCCUGCUUCUCAUUUCCACGGCGGAGUUCCAGUGGUCUUCCACCGCCGACCUAUGCCUGAGAUUCCUCUACACCACCUUUAUCCUCCUCAAUUUCAGAGCCGCGUCCCUGUUUUCCGGGUUGUCGGGGGCCCAAUUUGUCGUCAAGGAUCUGUGCGGUUCGAGGUUCGAAGUGUUUGUCGCUAUAAUUUCAAAGCCGAACUUGCCGUAAUUCAGAGUCUAAUCAGGACCGGCUACCGAUUUGCUAGUUUCGACACCGAAUUCCCCGGAACAGUGGUUAAAUCCGAAAUUCCGAAACAUCUGAUAUCUCAAGCUGUUCCGGUUGAUGUGUAUAAGAUGAUGAAGACCAAUGUGGACCAAACCCAUAUUAUCCAAUUGGGUCUUUCACUCUCUGACCCAUGUGGGAAUUUGCCGGUUUAUGAUGGUGCCUACUGCUGUUGGGAGUUUAAUUUCAGUGAUUUUGAUGUAGACUGUGCUCACCAUUUGCGGAAUAGUGUCUCGAUUGAUGUCCUAAAGCGGCAAGGAAUAGACUUUUCCGAAAACAAAUACACUGGUAUUUGUUCUGCAGACUUUGCUGAGGAGAUUGACAGGUCUGGGCUACUGGAGUUGCUUCCUUGCUUGACUUGGGCUACUUUCCAGAGUGCAUAUGAUUUUGGGUACUUGAUAAAGAUGUUCACUGGGAACAAGGAAUUGCCAGAGGAUAUCAAGGAGUUCAUGGGCAAUGUGAAGACAUAUUUUGGACCCAAUGUGUACGACAUCAAGUACAUGAUGAAGUUCUGUGAUGGUCUUUUUGGCGGUUUGAAUAGUGUGGCAGAAACCCUUGGCGUUGAUCGUGUGGCUGGGAGUAGCCACCAAGCUGGUUCCGAUAGUCUUUUGACACUGCAAACCUUUUUCAAGAUGCUCAAGAUGGAGAAGAACAAAGGGAAAGAGCUCUGGGAAGAAUGUGGAGGAGUUUUGUUUGGUUUAGGAAGCUUGGAUUUCUGGCAUCAUUGUUGAUCCAUUCUUUAAUUUCUGUGUUGUUGUAAAUUGUGAAUAUUGUAACUUCCAUUCUUUUGUAUAUAUACGAUUAUAAUU
Molecule: messenger RNA, 2474 nt
Organism: Rosa rugosa (rugosa rose)
Lineage: Eukaryota; Viridiplantae; Streptophyta; Magnoliopsida; Rosales; Rosaceae
Product: probable CCR4-associated factor 1 homolog 11
Exons: 1
Coding region: 1362-2396 (344 amino acids)
Cellular component (GO): CCR4-NOT complex; CCR4-NOT core complex; P-body
Molecular function (GO): nucleic acid binding; poly(A)-specific ribonuclease activity
Source: RefSeq, a predicted model, not a curated record